Dendrobium catenatum is the source of this 969-nucleotide messenger RNA. RefSeq lists its product as uncharacterized. The annotation marks the transcript as partial. NCBI's taxonomy places the organism in Eukaryota, Viridiplantae, Streptophyta, Magnoliopsida, Asparagales, Orchidaceae. The transcript has a single exon. The record is from RefSeq and is a predicted model, not a curated record.
GUUUGUGAUUUACUCAUCGACAGCGGUUGCACGGAAAAUGUCGUUUCGCGGGCUGUUGUUCAAGCUUUGCAACUCAAGACUACGAAGAACCCGCAUCCCUACAAGAUCGGAUGGGUUAAGAAGGGAAUGGAGAUCUUAGUGACAGAUAUGUGCCAGGUACAAUUCUCGAUCGGAAAACAUUAUAGCUGUGAAGUGUUAUGUGAUGUGGUGGAGAUGGACGUGUGUCAUUUAAUUCUUGGCCGCCCGUGGCAGUUCGAUGUAGGUGCUAUAUAUGAUGGCCGAGCCAAUACGUAUGCACUAGACUGGAAAGGGAAGCGGCUCAUAUUUUUACCUCAUGCUGCGGGUGCUAAAGGCUCCCCUGAUAAUGUUCGGCCGGCAUUACAUUUAGUCUCGGGCAGCUCCUUAUUAGCUCAUUGGAAGGAGGAAGUGCCACUGUACGCCUUGGUGAUCAAGGAAGAGGCUGCCGAUAGCACAGUUGGAAUUGAUCAGCCUGCCCUUGAGUCUCUGCUGACGCAGUUCCGAGAUGUUCUGACUGAAUCUUCAACUCCCACAUUACGGCCUUUGAGGACCAUACAUCAUCAAAUUGAUUUUAUUCCAGGCUCUACACUACCAAACCUUCCACAUCAUCGCUUAAGUCCGAAAGAGCAUCAAAUUCUCCAGCAGUUAGUUGAUGAGUUGCUGAAAAAUAACUUGAUCCAACCCAGUCUCAGUCCGUGCGCUAUACCCGCACUCUUGGUGCCCAAGAAGGAUGGAAGUUGGCGAUUAUGUGUUGACAGCAGAGCCAUUAACAAAAUCACUGUCAAGUUUCGGUUCCCUGUACCGCAGAUUGAAGAACUGUUGGAGAAGUUGGCAGGAGCGACUAUUUUCUCAAAAUUGGAUCUCCGUAGUGGCUACAACCAAAUUCGCAUCCGACCGAGUGACGAGUGGAAGACGGCCUUCAAGACUCGCCAUGGGUUAUACGAGUGGAAG